AUGGACAGAUCCUAUCUCCAACCACACUUCGAUGCUAAGUCAUUGAAAGUCUCCCAACUACGCAACAUCUUGAACCAGCACGACGUAGCGUAUCUGUCCAAUGCUAAGAAAAGUCAAUUGUUGAAGUUGUUCCAUGCCGAGGUCUACUCCCAUCGGGACACCAUCUUGGAGCAACUAGACAAUGAUCUUAAGGUGGAACAUGACGGUAUCAUUGACAUGACCAAGAGUAAGAGAAGAACCACAAAAGCAGAUAAGUCCGAUAGGUCGAUGGAAGUGGACACGGUGAAGCUGGAACCAGAAACGGUGCUGGAAGUGGAUCCCAGUGAUGUGGAAGAUACUAAAGACAAGGAAUCCACUCCGUUCUCCGACAAGAACAUCUUCCAGUCCCCGGCCAGUAGAAGUGGUAAGAAACGUAGGGGUGAAGAACAGGUGAAGGAGGUGAAGAAGAAGGGGAAGGUUUCUGAGCCUGAAAUGAAGACAGUAGAAGCGAAGAUGGAGCCAGAGGUCGUAGAAACUAAGGCCAAAUCGUCAGUUAAGUCCCCUACUGUGUCCCCUACUGUGUCCCCUGCUGCUAAGAAGGUGAAAAGUCCUAAGACUGAAGUAAAAAGUCCAAAGAGCCCAAAAGCUGUGCAAAGUCCAAAAUCGUCACAUGACCAAUCACAUGACACAUCACAUGACGAAAUCAAAUCACCAAAAUCAAGCAAGACAACUCCAAUUAAAGGAACUCCAAAGACCAGCUCAACCAGGGCUACCCCUAAGAGCCCUAGGGCCACCCCUAAGAGCCCCAAGUCCAAAGAGUCCCCAGCUUUGGCCAAAGUUCACAAAUCUCCUCCUAAGAGCACUCCCAAGAAGGGCCGAGUCACCAAAAUCAGUUCCAAGGUAUUGAAACUUCCUGAGUCACCGGUGUUACAGAAGAUAAUCGACGAGGAGUUAGACAGAGCUGAGGAGGACCCACAGGACGAUGCGGUGGAAUUGGUGGUGGAGACGGCACUGGAAUCUAUCGCCAAGUCGCCAAAAGCACCGGGACCGGUCGCCAAAUCACCAAAAGCAUCGGCCCAAUCACCAAAGUCGCCCAAGAUAAGGUCACCAAAGGCUAGGGCAACAAAGUCACCUAAAGCCCAAACUUUAGACGAGGAAACCGCCGCUUUUGAUGAGUUUGUUAAGUCCAAGAACGUUCCAGGGGACCAAGUGGACCCAGUGGACCCACCCAUCGACCCAGCUUCGUUGGGUAUUAAAUUUGGCACCUUAACCGACGACUUCGAGCCCAGGUUCAAGCCCGUUCUGCCGGGAACUCUGUCGUUGGGUGAAGCUCCAUCAUUGGGUGCUGCUAUGGAAGAAAAGGAAGACGAAGAAGACAGCGAUACCGAGGAAUCCCAGGACGACGGUCAGGACGAUGACCAGGACGAUGACCAGGUCGAACACCAGAAAUCCCCCAAAAGCAAACGUUCAAUCCUCCCUAUACUCACCUACGUCGUCACCUGGCUCGUGGUAUCGUCCUUGGGCCUCUUCGCCUAUUGGUACAGAGAACAGACCUUCCUUGUAGGUUACUGUGGCCAGGAAAUCCAAUGGUCGUUCCAUUCUCCGUCCUUUUCUCCCCAAGUUAAUGCCAUCGUCAAUAGUUACUUGGAUACCGCGAAACCAGCGUGCGUGCCAUGUCCUCCCCACGCCAGAUGUUUCCCAUACCUUGAAAUCGGAUGUUUCGAAGAUUUCAUUGAGUCCAAACCAUGGUACUACGACGUGGCACCAUUCAUCAGUCCUAGGGCCAAGAGCUGUGUCCCCGAUACUAAAAAGGCCGAGAAGCUUGAGAUCAUGAUCGAUGUAACGUUGGACAUCUUACGGUCUAAGAAUGCUGCAGUGAACUGUGGGAAUGGGCUUAUUGGCGAGGCUGGGAUGUCUAAGACCGACCUUUAUGAUAUUCUCGUCAGUCUCAAGGCUCCUUACAUCACCAUGGAAGAGUUUGACGAAUUGUGGGAGAGAGCCAUCGUUGAAGUAGAGAAGGAACCAGAAAUUGUAAGGCAAGUCACAACAAAUCAUCACCUUCCGUCCCACCAGGGCCAUCACCACCAGGAACUUGAAGAAGACCUCCACCAGAUUCUUCGAUCAACGUCCUUAUCGAACCUUGAUUUGAAGUGUCAGUUACAGAACACCAUCUUCUCCACCCUCUAUGAGUACAAAAGCUACUUCUUUAUCACCGUAGGCGUGGUGGUGGUAAUGAUGUAUUUACGGUUCAAAUUACACCAGUUUAAGCAAGAACGGGCCAAAGUUAAUGAAAUCUACAACGAAGUUAUCGACAAGCUCAGGACCCAAACCCAGUUCCCCAUCAAGUACGUUGGUUCCAACCAAUUGCGAGAUUUGUUGAUUCUUGAAGAUAACUUGGCCUACAAGUUAAGGUUGUGGAACAAAGUUAGCCACAAGAUCGAGAACAACGCUAACAUCAGCUACCGAUUGAUUGAAUACCACGGAGAAAUCAUCAAAGUAUGGGAAUGGCUUACAGUGUAG
Yamadazyma jaroonii is the source of this 2499-nucleotide messenger RNA. Lineage: Eukaryota; Fungi; Ascomycota; Pichiomycetes; Serinales; Debaryomycetaceae. The record is from the annotation of a GenBank genome assembly.